This is a messenger RNA of Saimiri boliviensis boliviensis (Bolivian squirrel monkey), 3487 nucleotides long. It is a transcript of the gene CIROZ, whose product is annotated as ciliated left-right organizer protein containing ZP-N domains. NCBI's taxonomy places the organism in Eukaryota, Metazoa, Chordata, Mammalia, Primates, Cebidae. The record is from RefSeq and is a predicted model, not a curated record.
CAGGAGAGAGCUGCCGAGUUUGAAGAUGUGGGGGUCCCCAGCAGUUGCCUGGGCCAUCUGUCUUGCCUGCGUUCAGCCCACGGUGUUCCCAUGGAGCCUCUCCUUCAGGUCAGACAGGGACAAGCCAAGCUCUGCACCGGAAGUUUCGACAGACGCAGUCGAGUGCUUCUCAGACUACAUGACCCUGUGGAUCCCGAGGAGCCACGUGGAGGGGCUGAGGCGGUGGCUGGGCAGGGCCUUGCACUUGCCAGGCACCUGGAGGGCCCCUGACGGCCUGGAUUCUUCUCUUGCUAAAUGUGGCUACUCCCUGCAUUCGACUUCAGAUGGUGACUUCAUUUUUCGAGCUCAAUACUCGGCCUGCUUUGUGGAGAAGGAGAAAGCAAAUUACAGGCUGGAAAUCAGAAUAUUUCAGAAAGGGGUGAUGAGGUUGGAGCGGAGUGAUCGCUACAUAAUGAAGUGUCCAGUGCUAAGGUCAAGGCUGGGCCAGGAAAGCGUCCACUGCAGGCCCGGGUUCAUCCAGGUCUCCCGGCCUCUGCCCCUGCCGAGUGACCAAGGACAGACUCCAUGGCUGCUGUCCCUUCGAGGGGAGCUGGUGGCUUCUCUUGAAGACGCCAGCCUGAUGGGACUGUAUGUGGACAUCAACGCCACCACUGUCACCGUCCAAAGCCCGAGACAAGACCUUCUUCAGAGGUGGGAGGUGCUGAACACCACCGCUGAGCUCCUGCCACUCUGGCUGCUGAGAGGUCACCAUGCCUAUUCUUUAGAAGCCGCUUGCCCACCUGUGUCAUCGCAGCCAGAGUCGGAGGUCUUAGUUCACAUCCCCAAGCAGAGACUGGGUCUGGUCAAAAGAGGUUCCUACACUGAGGAAACCCUGAGCCUCCAGUUCCUCCGGGUUCGCCAGUCCAACACCUUCAUGGUGACGGAAAACAAGGGCUUUGUGGUGGUCAGUAUCCCAGCGGCCAGGGUGCUCCAAGUCCAGCAAUGCCGGAAAGUUGGAGGAACCCUGGGAACACAAGCUUUCUAUAGGAUAGACCUGAGCCUGGAAUUUGCCGAGAUGGCUGCCCCAGUCCUCUGGACGGUGGAGAGCUUCUUCCAGUGCGUGGGUUCAGGAACAGAGUCGCCUGCCUCAACUGCCACACAGAGCACCACUCUCUCCCCACCAUCCCCAGGACCAGAGACCCCUCCAGUGGGAGCGCCAUCUGCUACCGCCUCCCAGGUGCGGGCUGCAGGACCAGCUGCCCAAGAAUGGCUUCCUCGGGAAUUCCCACACCAGCCUUCUGAUGAGCCGGCCAAGAAGGGGCUUGGACCGUUCCUACAAACGGCCAAACCUGCGAGGAGAAGCCAGACAUCUGUCUCCAUUUUCCCCAGAGUGAUGCAAGCUCAGCAAGGUCUCCAGACUCCUCCAGGGGAAGCAGUGCUUCCUGGACACCCCACGCCUCCAGCCACGCUCCCCUCAGAGCCUGUAGAGGGUGUGCAGGCUGGCCGCCAGUGGCCACAUGCAAUCUUGCCAGCGUACCCAGCUCUGACCCUGAGCAUGUCCCCAGACGCCUCCUCUCCUCCACCGCCAGCCCCAAGGCCUGGACAAUCUGAAUCACUCCUAGUCUCAGGACCAUCUGUCACCCUGACGGAAGGUCUAGGAACUGUGAGACCUGAGCAGGACCCCACCAGGACUCCACGAAGUCCCCUCCUGCUGAGAGGGCUGGCAAGGGGGCAUGCGGCUGCACCUGAGCCCGUCUUGGGGGAGCCUGACCAAGCCAGAGAAGAGUUCCAGCCAUUGACGAGGCCCUGGCGGGCCAGGCUGGCUGCAGCGGCACUGGUUUUGCACCAUUCCCCCGGAGAGCUGCGGGAAACGUCCUCUAGAAUGGAGGUGGAGGGGCUGCGCCAGACCAGGCCUGGUCUCCCCAGGGAGGGGGCCAGGGAGCACCUGGACCCGUCAUCCUCAGAACCAAGCCAGGACACAGAGGGGCUGGGACUCCCCAUUCUGCCAGGAAGGGAGGCCACAUUCUCCACCCGACGGGUGAAGCAGCCAGACCUCAGUGCCUGUGUGGACGCCUCGGGACCCAUGCUCACCGGGACGCCCAGGGUGAGACCAGCAGUGCCCCUGGCGGUUCUUCCUAUGGAACCUCUGCCAGCAGAACCCAUUCGCCCGGCAGCUCUUCUGACACCCAAAGCCUCAUCUACAGGAGGGCCGGACCGGGCCGGAGACCUGGAGUCAGCCCCCAGCCGGCCAGCGGCCCGGGAGGAGUUGGGGUAUGCACACACAUCCAGCCCUCUGUCCAUGCGAACCCUGAGCCUGUGGGCUACCAUAGAAACGUCACCACCCAGCCUGGUGGAGCAUGGGCACCCCUUCCAGGCUGGCCAGGGGGCCCCACCCCAGCAGGAGCUGACGGAGCCCACCUUGGCACCGAGUGCUGAAAGCCACAGGCUUCCUGAACUUCAGGACAGUGUGGAGGCGCUGUCUGAGAGGCCCCCACACUGAGCCUCCCUGGAGACUCCACGGUGGGUCCUGGGUGCACCCUGGGGAGGUGGAGGGCAAAGGGUGGGGCAGUGACAGGUUAGCCUGGAGGUGGGGGUGGGGCAUCUUUCCAGGGAAGCAGUGGUGCUCUUCCAGCCCAUGUCACGGGGCUCAGCCACAGCUGGGCAUCCAGGCCAGGGAGUCCAGGGACACUGAGUCAUUGAGAGUCACCGGGGCCAUCCAAGCCAGCAGAAUUCCAGCUGCUGCCAUGGAAACCAGAGGAAGGGAGUGGUGACGUGGCGGGCCACCUGCCUGCGUGGACCUCCCCGAGGGAAGAGAUGCUGAGGGCAGGGCAAUGUCCCUGGUCUCUACCUGGCCCAGCCGGCUGCGCUUCUGGGCUUGCUGUGCGGUCAGAGGUGGAGAAGCCUCUGGGUAAGGCGCCUGCCGGGAGCUAGGGGGGAAGGCGCGGUUCCUCUGCUCUUUGGCUGUGUGACCUUGGCAAGGCACUCACCUCUCUGAGCCUCAGUUUCCUCACGAGGCAAAGGGGGAUGGUCAUGGCUGAGGGGUGGAUGGGAAGGGGACGUAGACCAUUCGGCGUGGAGCCGGACACCCAGCGCGCCCAGAGCUUGAGAGCCUCUCUUCUGGUGAUCCUUCCACCGCCCACCUCCCGGCCCAGGCAGAGGGCGUGUUUGCAGGGCCCAGGAGAGGAUGGAGGGCCUGAGCCGUGGUCCAGACACCUCUGGGGGUUGCUGGUGACGGUGAUACGAACCCUUGGUAUUUACCCCUUCCCCAGGCCUUGCGGGGCGGUGAUCCCAGGUCUCUGAAGGACUCCAGGGGAGGAGAAUGCGGCAACACUGCUUUGUUUUCGUUACUCACCACUCCCUUCCUCUGGGUUCCAUGGCAGCAGCUGGUACCCCGCUGGCUUGGACCCUCAGUGCCCCCCUGCCCCCAGGCUCCUGGCUCAGAGGCCCAGCUGUGGCUGAAGAGCACUCACUCGGUGCUUCCCUGGAAAGGUGCCCCCCAGACCACCCC